GGGAGAACUCCAAUGGUGUCUGUGUCAGCAUGCCCACACCAGGCCACAACAAUGGCCGCCGCAAUGUCCCAGUCCCUGGAGAGGUUUCACCUCUCACCGAGAUGCACUCAGGGCCUAUCAGGUGGGCUCUGCAUUGCCCAGUCCGUGAGAAUCCCCCAAGAGCGCAAAGACAGGACCAUUGACUUUGAUAGAAUUAUCAAACAGCUCCUGGACACCCCCAACUCCAGGGCCGUCGUGAUUUUUGCCAACGAUGAGGAUAUAAAGCAGAUCCUUGCAGCAGCCAAGAGAGCUGACCAAGUGGGCCAUUUUCUUUGGGUGGGAUCAGACAGCUGGGGGUCCAAAAUAAAUCCACUGCACCAGCAUGAAGAUAUUGCAGAAGGAGCCAUCACCAUUCAGCCCAAGCGAGCAACCGUGGAAGGGUUUGAUGCCUAUUUUACGUCCCGCACUCUUGAGAACAACAGAAGAAAUGUAUGGUUUGCCGAAUACUGGGAAGAAAACUUCAACUGCAAGCUGACGAUUAGUGGGUCAAAGAAAGAAGACACAGAUCGCAAAUGCACAGGACAGGAGAGAAUUGGAAAAGAUUCCAACUAUGAACAGGAGGGUAAAGUUCAGUUUGUGAUUGACGCAGUGUAUGCUAUGGCUCAUGCCCUUCAUCAUAUGAACAAGGAUCUCUGUGCUGACUACCGGGGUGUCUGUCCAGAGAUGGAGCAAGCUGGGGGCAAGAAGUUGUUGAAGUAUAUCCGCAACGUUAAUUUCAAUGGUAGCGCUGGCACCCCGGUAAUGUUUAACAAGAAUGGGGAUGCACCUGGGCGUUAUGACAUCUUUCAGUACCAGAUGACAAACACCACCAACCCUGGUUACCGUCUGAUUGGACAGUGGACAGAUGAACUUCAGCUCAAUAUAGAGGACAUGCAGUGGGGUAAAGGAGUCCGGGAGAUCCCGCCCUCAGUAUGUACACUGCCAUGCAAGCCCGGCCAAAGAAAGAAGACACAAAAGGGGACUCCUUGCUGCUGGACCUGUGAGCCUUGCGAUGGCUACCAGUACCAGUUUGAUGAGAUGACGUGCCAGCAUUGCCCCUAUGACCAGCGGCCCAAUGAAAACCGAACCGGCUGCCAAGAUAUCCCCAUCAUCAAACUGGAGUGGCAUUCCCCCUGGGCCGUCAUCCCUGUCUUCCUAGCAAUGUUGGGGAUCAUUGCCACCAUCUUUGUCAUGGCCACUUUCAUCCGCUACAAUGAUACACCCAUUGUCCGGGCAUCCGGGCGGGAACUGAGCUAUGUUCUGUUGACGGGCAUCUUUCUUUGCUACAUCAUCACUUUCCUAAUGAUAGCCAAACCUGAUGUGGCAGUGUGUUCUUUCCGGAGAGUUUUCCUGGGCUUGGGCAUGUGCAUCAGUUAUGCAGCCCUCUUGACAAAAACCAAUCGGAUUUAUCGCAUAUUUGAACAGGGCAAGAAAUCAGUGACAGCUCCCAGACUCAUAAGCCCAACAUCACAGUUGGCAAUCACCUCCAGUUUAAUAUCAGUUCAGCUUCUAGGUGUUUUCAUUUGGUUUGGUGUUGACCCACCCAACAUCAUCAUAGACUAUGAUGAACAUAAGACAAUGAACCCUGAGCAGGCCAGGGGAGUUCUCAAAUGUGACAUUACAGAUCUCCAAAUCAUUUGCUCCUUGGGAUAUAGCAUUCUUCUCAUGGUCACAUGUACUGUGUAUGCCAUCAAGACUCGGGGUGUCCCAGAGAAUUUUAAUGAAGCUAAGCCCAUUGGAUUCACUAUGUACACAACGUGUAUAGUAUGGCUUGCCUUCAUUCCAAUAUUUUUUGGGACUGCUCAGUCAGCGGAAAAGCUCUACAUACAAACUACCACGCUUACAAUCUCCAUGAACCUAAGUGCAUCUGUGGCGCUGGGGAUGCUAUACAUGCCGAAAGUGUACAUCAUCAUUUUCCACCCUGAACUCAAUGUCCAGAAACGGAAGCGAAGCUUCAAGGCGGUAGUCACAGCAGCCACCAUGUCAUCACGGCUGUCACACAAACCCAGUGACAGACCCAACGGAGAGGCAAAGACAGAACUCUGUGAAAACAUAGACCCAAACAACUGUAUACCACCAGUAAGAAAGAGUGUACAAAAGUCUGUAACUUGGUACACUAUCCCACCAACAGUAUAGCUUUUGCCUGCUUUCCAAAAGGUAAGAAACCAUCUAAUUUUUAUUUAUUUGUGUGUUGUCUCCACUGAGAGUUAGAAAUGUUUUCAUGAAAACUGUGCAUGAUUACCUGUAAAUCUAUUUAUAUGAAGAAACGCAUUGUCAAAGAUGAGCUGUUUGCUAACCAUAGAGCAGACAGCUGUUAUGGGUCACAUGCCUGGUUUAUUUUCUGGAGAACAUGUAUGUGGUGUGUGUGCAUUUGUCUUUCCUGAAUAAGUAGUCAAUAGUGGCAGAAUUUGUGCUGGUCAUUCUGGUACAUGGUCUACUCUAAAACUACCAGUGGUGAGAGAUUAUUUUUAAAUGGAUGUUUUCACACUCUGGUUUUAGAAGGCAAUGUGGAAAACUUAUAGGGGGAGAAGGAGGAUGUUUUACAAGCCUGGUAAAAAUAGUUGUUCUGGUUUAUUUUUAUUAAAUACAUUCCCAGAAAUAUAUUCAUAUACAAAACAAUGAAUGGCCUUACCAUCUUAAACCCAAAAUGGUCUUGGAUCCUUCUUUUCAGCAAAGAAAUAGAAAAGUGUUGCUGGCUGGGCUUGCAAAUGUGUUGAAGAUGAUUUGUGGCUCAUAGUUCUGCGUUAGAGAAACACUGAAUCUACUUUAGUCAUUUCACAGAACGGGGAAAAGUUCAAUGAAAGAUGACAGGAGUCUAAAGAUGAAUUUCAACAUUAGUCAAACCCAAGAAUUACCAAUAAAUACCACGGGUAUUCAAACUAAUGGCUUAGAAGAAAUGGUGAAUUGUGUGAAGUGUGAACUGGACAUGGGAAUGGACUGGUGUAAGAAUUCUAACUGAUUCACCAUUGAUGCUUACAUAUUACUUUGGGAUCUCACUAAAAGAUAUAUGUUAUGAAAGAGUAAUAAUAUUAUUAUUAUUAUCAUCCCCCUGUUUCGGCCUAAGCAAUAUUAUAAUAUAGUGGAAAAUAACACCUGCUUUGGCAAGCCUCCUUGUCGAGCUGGAGUUAGGGCAUUCCAAACUAUGUGAAAAUAAACAGUGGAAAACAUGGAGGAGAGUUAUUAAAAUCAUGUGGUGGCUUUGAAUAAAAGGUUCUCUGAUUUCCUCUAAACCUCCUACUGUGCUUAUAAAAUAGAUAGAGAGACCUAUCUCUAGAGACAUUCCAAGAGAGAGGGCGGAGAGGUCAUAUCCUCGGGGUGGGGGGGAAUAUUGCUUCACAAUGUGGGAUAGUCUCUUUUUCCUACGUUGCUAACAUGGAGCUUUUUAUCAGAUCUUUGCUAUGUUUCUUUCCAUCUUUGUUUUUGUAAUAGUAUUCUGAGUACAAAUAAUAUCUUGCUCUUGUCUUAUCCAUUUAGCACUGUAAGACAGGACAAGAGUACUUUCAAGGAGUAAUUACAUUUCCUGUUGAUUUUAGAUGGAUGCCAGCAACUCAGUCUUUAAUUUCAGAUGUAUUGUUGACAUAGUUAUUUCCUUUUCCCAUAUCAACAUGAUCUGUCCUAGUUUUUAAAUAGGGCAUUCUUUUCUCCCAAUGAAUAUAUAACUGUAUUCCAGUGAGAUUUCAAGUUUUUGCAGUACAGUGCUUGUCAAAACACUGCAGCUCAUCAUUUUAAUAGUCCUUUUACAUGAGACUGCCUGAGAAUAAAUGAGAAGGAAUUUUCCCUGGGUAAAAAUGAUAGAUUUAAUCUCAAUCCAUUAAAUAUUCUCUUUAGCUCCAUUCUAAGUUGAUACCUUUUGGUUUAAAGGGUACAAGAUGAAUAUGUUUUAAGUCAAUCUUUCAGUUAAAAAAUAUUUUUAGGAUGUGCUAUUUAGAAAUAAACUUAACUUUUUGCUAGGAUUGUCUUGUUUCAAAGAUUUUGAUUAGGUGCUCUCUUUUUCUGCCAAUGUAAAGGUGACUUGACAAAUUAAUGAUAAACAUCUUGAAUAGCUGCUUGAAAAAUAAUUGAGAAUGGCAAUUGGUCUAAGUUACAUGUAUUCAAAGAGGGGAGGGAUUCACUUUGUUCAGGCUACAAUGAGACUGGAAAGCUUGGAAGAAAAGUGAACGAAGUUGCUUAAUGUUGUGUGUUCAAAUCUAUUUCUAUGUGGUUGCUUUCAGGGAGACAAAACAGUAAAGAAAAAUCUAUAGAUUCAAGAGUGAACUUUUGUACUAUCAUGCUAGUAAAACUUGUUUCAGCCGCCAUGACCCAACAAAGGCACACUAUACAGAGCAAAUCAAACAUCUGCUUAUAGGGGGUUGAAGGAAGCAGGUUCAAAUUCAGGUAGAACAGAACCGAACCUGCUUUGAAAACGCACCCCAUAUACUGCCUCUGUUUAACAGCACUCUACUUGAACAGACAUGAUUGGCCAGACAUUGGCUGAAUCAUCACUGCCAGCAACUUUUGUCUGAAUGUUUAUAAUUUUGCAACUUUGCAGAGUGUUAUCAAUCUAAUGACAUUUAUUUUAAAAUACAAUUAAGCAACAAAGUGCAAUUAAUCUGGUGUCAUCACUGGGUCAGGAAACAAGUUGUUUUGUUAGGAGGUACAUUUUCACACCACUGGAUGGAGUUCUGAUUAAAAAUCUCUAAAAGUUUAAUUCAGCCUUGCAAAUAUGGACAUUUAACAGCCGAGUCAUGUUUUUAUAAGGUAUGUUCUUCUGAGCAAGUACACUGGUUACAAUAUUAUUGACAUUUCACUAAUUUAUUAAAUGGUAUUGUAAAAAUAUUAGUAAUCUCCUGUUUGUUAUAAUUAGUAUAAUGAGGUUAUUUCACAUUUUCAAGCUUUCUGGAACUGUGCAAUCCAAGUUUUUGUGUCAUUUUGAGAUGUGCCCUCCUCUUUAACAUUCAAUGUGGUAUCACUGAGUUAACUGGAGACUCCCUCAAUUUAAAAUCCAUUUUGAAACACUCUAUGAGUACAGCAUAGCAAAGAAUAUAUGUUACCUGACCUUUGACAUGGAAUCACCUUAGAAAUAAAUGUAGCUAUAAAUCUUUUUGGCAUAUUUCUUUCUGCCUAAGAGAUCUGUGAAAUACCAUCAUUUCUCUUAUCUGGGUUUGAUAUCUCAGCAUCCUCAGAAACCAAUCAAUAUUUGUCAUCUCAGUCCUACAAGCUCAGUUCAACUUAAAGAAUGGGGUGAAAGUUCACAUGGCUAGGAUUUCUACUAUUUCUUAGCGUAAAAGAAACAUGCACAUCGUGCUGCAAAGUCAUGAAAACUAUGCCGGGUUUUACAUUUUAGCAUGUCACUGCACCAUCUGGCUAGGAUUUGUGAACUGCAAGAGUAUUCUGAAGUUGGGUUAAUCAAAGAAACAUUUGUCAAGCGCCUCUGCUAUAGGACAGCCCUGAAAUGAAUAGGAAUGAGGGACAGAAGUGGACAAUACCCUCAGGGAGCCCAGAUCUGAUGGAAGGCUUGAAGGUAAGCAAUUAUAAUUCAGAGUGACAGGAGCUCUUUGGAGAGGUCUGUACCAAGUGCUGGCAAGCUACCGUGCAGAGCAUCACCCAGGAAGUUGUGUCUGAGUUGGUCUUAAAAGAUGAAGGACUCUAGGCAGCCAUAAAGACAAGACACUCAAGGCAGGAAACAAGUAUGCACAAAGAACCUGGAGUACAAAAGAAUAUGGUAUGUCUUGGGACUAGAAAGUGGUUCUGUAAGGCUCAAGUACUGUGGUUCGAGGCAAACGGUUUCAGGAGAUGACAGGUGGGAAGCAGCUGGGACAUAGAGGGACCCAGUCGCCUUUAUCUCUGCGCCUUUAGCACAGGGCCUGACAAAUGCCAGGUUCUCAGAAAAUGUGCAUGGGAUCCCUGGAGUGUAAUUCCUUGCAUACAAAGGCUCCUAGCCUUACCGAGAACGUAGUAUGUACACAGUGAAUAUCUAAUAAGUCAGUAAUUAUUUAUUAAUAAUAAGAAAAUACCAAGUCUACAGCCUCUGCAAGUAAAAUUAUAUUCUUCUAGAUAAAACUUCUAAGGUCACAAAGUCUGCCCUGAAAAGGCAAUUUUUGACCCUAAUGUCACGGGUUUCAAAACUACCUUGUAGUUUUUAUGAACAGCUCUUAAGGGUAUCUAUACUAUUUUUCUUUCAAAGGGCACUUGAACUUCAAAGUUACCAUUGGAAAUUGAUCCUAAGCACUUGCUUUAAAUGGUUUUAUAGCUUCUAAUUUAAUAAAAACAAAACCAUAAAUAAUCAGUUUGGUGGUUUUCUGAUUAUUAAGUGCAUUUUCUUAGAGAUUGGCAUUCAGGACAGAUUUUGUCUUUUAGGCCCCAAGUUUGCAUUUGAAAAGAAAACAGCGUAUGUCCUAAACCAAGGUCAGUUAAUCUCUAUAAUCUUUCUUCCUCCCAAUUACUGUGAAUGAGCAUCUUCUCAGAAGUCAAGUGACCGUGAAGAUUCUCUACUAAAGACAUGUCUCAGCUUCGCAGAAUUUGUUUUUUUUUUU
Molecule: messenger RNA, 6530 nt
Organism: Diceros bicornis minor
Lineage: Eukaryota; Metazoa; Chordata; Mammalia; Perissodactyla; Rhinocerotidae
Gene: GRM7
Product: glutamate metabotropic receptor 7
Exons: 9
Coding region: 13-2154 (713 amino acids)
Biological process (GO): G protein-coupled glutamate receptor signaling pathway; regulation of synaptic transmission, glutamatergic
Cellular component (GO): membrane
Molecular function (GO): group III metabotropic glutamate receptor activity
Source: RefSeq, a predicted model, not a curated record